This is a messenger RNA of Haliotis rufescens (red abalone), 402 nucleotides long. RefSeq names its product collagen alpha-1(I) chain-like. The record is from RefSeq and is a predicted model, not a curated record. Lineage: Eukaryota; Metazoa; Mollusca; Gastropoda; Lepetellida; Haliotidae. Bases 1 to 402 code for a protein of 133 amino acids. The transcript has a single exon.
AUGGAUAAGGGGGCCACCUAUGGAUGCGGGCCACCAAUGGAUGAAGGGCCACCAAUGGAUGAAGGGCCACCAUGGAUGAAGGGCCACCAAUGGAUAAGGGUGCCACCAAUGGAUGAGGGCCACAAAUGGAUAAGGGGGCCACCAAUGGAUGAGGGCCACCAAUGGAUAAGGGGCAAACCAACGGAUGAGGGGCCUUUUAUGGAUGAAGGCCACCAAUGGAUGAAGGGCCACCAAUGGAUGAAGGGCCACCAAUGGAUGCGGGCCACCAAUGGAUGCGGGCCACCAAUGGAUGAAGGGCCACCAAUGGAUGAAGGGCCACCAUGGAUGAAGGGCCACCAAUGGAUAAGGGGGCCACCAAUGGAUGAAGGGCCACCAAUGGAUAAGGGGGCCACCAAAGGAUGA